AUGGCUGCGACUGCUACGAUGUCGCACGCUCAGCAAGUCCAAACCUUGCCCCGUCUCGUUGCGAUCAACAAAAACUUUACGGACCUAAACGAGCAGAUCGAGCAAGCCAGAAACAUUGUUGGACUGCCCGAAGGAUGGACCACUCUUGAGAUUGGAAAUAGCCGUCAUGAUGUUAUACAGAGGGUAGGACGCGCCAAAGCAGAAUGGGUGUUACGAUGGGUAUUUGACAAGUUGAAAGAUGAAGGGAGCAGCGGUGUUCAGGCGCGAUCACACUUAAGGGCAUGGAAACUUCUUCAUUGGAUGAUAGAGAUUCUCCCUGCGAGUCAAGCGGCUGCUCAGCUUCAUGACGCCGACUUUCUAUCCAUCCUGGAGAGGACGCUCCAUGAGAACUUCGACGAGGACUUUGCGGCCGCUUCUGCCACUACAUCCCGGGACACACAGACCGAUAUCUCUGAGGAAUCCAGCGAGACCGUGCAAGAAGACGCGAAUUUGUCGCGAAAACGAAAGCGACCUUCGGGGCGUUCUGAUGGUCCCACAAAGAAAGUCAACCUUGGAUCGGAGAAACUUUUACUGUUAUUCCAGGAAGUGGCUACCGUAAUGAGGUCUGUAGGCCGAAAAAGCAGCUCGGAGGAUUCUGGUGAAGAGAUGGUGCCAUCGCAGGGAAUGAAGAUGGUCAUGCAAACCGAAACGGCUCAAGCUGCAAGGAUUUUGAAAGGCUGGCUCAUUGCCGUCAGCGGCCUCUUGACUUCCAAUUUGGAAUCAGGACGUGGUGCGGUUCGGUUUUUUCUGAACCUUUCUCCUGUGCUACAAAUCUGGGGCCUUCGUACAAUCGACAUCGAAGACUCAACAAGCGCUUCCGCAGAUCAGUUCUCGUCAGAAUGCCUCAUUCCUCUCUUAAACUUGUACGCACGCCUGCGGGACACUAAUAAAAAUAGUGUUGCAGUUGAAGAGACCCCAGAGGCUCUGAGAGAGGCGAUCCAGGACCUUGAAAUUUUGUUGAUGACCCAUAUCUUCGCUCCGAGCCGAAAAUCGUUCUUUGCCAAUAUGGGGACUCAGCAACAUUCGAGCGAUAGACCGAAGUCUAGUAAGAGCGACCAGUUGUCCGGUAAUCUAGAACCUUUAAGAGCCAAAAUUCUUCAGGCCGCUCAGAUCCACGACACAUCCGCCUCCAUUCCUGAAUCAUUCAUGCCUCUUUUCGAUUGCAUUCCACAGCUCCUGGACUUGGUCAUUCGGAAAUCCCCGUCACGGACUCCGAAGAGCCGUAUUGCUGAGCGUCCAUGGCUCCAGGCCGCCUUCAUUGCGCUCGCCGAAUGUGCUGGUUGUGCACUUGAAGCACCACGAUUCGAAGUUCCUACCCUAUCCGUCAAGGCGUUGCGGGGCUUGCUGGAAGUAUUGACUGUCCAUGACAUCAAAAUGGAAGCAGGUGUUCUUACCGACUUGUUUUGGUAUCACUCAGGAAUCGAAUACCCACGAAACCAUCGUCGAACCGCCCAUUGGCCCCUGAUUUCAGCUCUGGUAAAGCUCGAUGCCGAUAUCUUCGUACCCAGACCAGGGCAGAAGGCCGAAGUCCCUGCGUCGGAAGAAAGGCCUGCGGAUUUGGCGCGAUAUCUCUUUGACAACAUAUCUACAAACGAUCUUGAAUCCCCCUCUUCAGCUGCUGAAGACGCAAUGGACAUCGAUGACGACGAUCAUAAGCAUGCCCCAAGCCAGGGCAACCGGCACCAUAACGUCGAAACUAUCAUUGAUGGUGAGGUCCUUGUGGAAUCCAUAAUAGUCCCAAUCAUGUCGGCUUUCGCGCGUAAUCGGGACCUACUUGGCGUCAUAAACCACUGGGACAUUCAGCUUUGCGCCCAUGCACAUCUCCAGCGGAAAACAGCGGGAGGCAUUCAGCCCGUGAUUUGGGAAGCUCGAAGCUUGGAACUUGCCAUCGAAGCGCUAGUUGAGAAGUCGUUGACACCGUCACAAAUCAGCAGUCUUGUGCGAACUCACUCAGAACGUAUCAAGCCACCAAAGACGGAGUCAAAGGAGCCAUCUCCGGAAAUUCAGGAGUCAUUCAAGAAAGCACACAGCAGUGAUGUAAUACUGCGCGCCUUGCUUUCUUCAAUUCAUUCCGAUGAUACCAUCGAGGCGCUCCGAGAUCAAUUGACCUCCUUAGCUGCGACGUAUUCGGAGUUGGUCACGGAUAGCUGGUAUAGAACGCACACGGACCUAGCUUCUCACUGGAUAACCAUGGGUGAGCUCGUGACGAUGUUGUGGCCCUUGCACCUCCACCUCUCAAGGAACGCUCAAGAAGAGCUCCUAGCGCCGCUCCAUCGAAGAGCCAUGAAGGAUAUAUCUGCGAAGAAUAAAAAGAACCAUGAGCAUACCCAUCCGAAAACGAAGGAAGCAGCUCUAUUGUUUCUGCUCACUUCGUGCGACUAUUUGCGGACGGUCCCCGAGUGGGAUGACCUCCUUCAAGAGAGCAUACGCAAGGCGUUUAAAUUCAUCUUGUCCAGCCAAGGCAAUACGCCGCUUCAGACGGACAUGCUAACGCUCUUUUGUACCGAGUUUGCACAGCUUUUGGAGUACCUCGAAACCGACACAGACACCUGGCAAGACAAUCUGGAGAAGAUACUUAAAAAGCUCGUUGACCUCGAUUUUGAAGUUGCUCAAAACGCUGCCGAUGCUCUCGCGCAGACACUAUUCACGUCCUUACGCUCCGAUUUGAGGGUUGCUUUUGCGGCGGCCUUAAUGAAGUCAGCGGAACAUGGCAGUGAAAACCAAGCGUUACUCGGGGUGGUGAAAGCCGCGCUACCCCACAUCCGUCCAUCGGCUCUCCCCCGAGACCAGCGUGAAGCCGUGUUAGAUAAGAUUACCGAGGCGCUUUUGUCGGACGCGAAAGACGCUGAACUUUACCUCAGCGUUAUGAGAACGCUUCAAGAAGUCCCAAAUGCUACGUCCAAGAUCGCUUCGAAGGGUGGCGCUUUCUUUGAAAUUGCACAGAGUCUGCAUGACCACGGUCACGAAUCGUCGAACACGCUGCGUUUGUUUCAAGAGGUCAUCCAGUUGACACUGAGUCACGUCCUACCAAAUAAGGACCAGGUCCAGAACAAACGAUACCUCGAGAAAUUCAUAGACAAGAUCGUUUCUGUGAAACCGCGUAGAUGGUUCCCAGCUCGAUUGGCCGUUGCGAGAGCCGGUUUUCUUUCUCAGAAAGACAACGAGAUACUGUUUUGGGAGCAGUACUCGGUUUUGCUGGCGAUUUCCCUCGAAUCCAAAUCAAUGGGCAGAGCGGUCAUGGCCGCCAUCGCUGAACUGCCGGCAAGCCUCUUAAGAGAACAUAAUAAUAUUGAAGCGCUCAGGAAGACGAUCGACGUACACUCAUUUGGGAGCGAUGGGUCGAUGUUCGCUUCUACAAUUGGCGAAGAGGACAAGGCCUUAACCUAUGCAAUUGUAGCUAAAGCCAGACUCUUUCCUAACCUGGAUUGGUUCCUAGCUCUGACCAAAGUCCUGAUCACCACCGCCGGAGAGGAGAAUGAACGCAUCAUCUUGGACUCAUUCAAGGAGGCCGCGCUGUCCCUUCCUCUGGCGGAUCAGUUGAGAGCAGCCUCCUCCUUCCUUCAAGCAGCUGCCGACGGUCAUGAAGGUGAAUGCUUUCGAUUGUUACAUGCCCUCGUCUCGACGCUCAAUGACAAGCUGGACGACGACGAGAUACUCAGACAGCAACAAGUCGCCCUCUUACCUCGGUUGUGCAACGUCCUGGAUAACACCGACAGCAUUCCUAGUUCCUCUCUGUCCGGGAUUCUGGAUACAAUCAACACGAUCGUGAAAGACAAGCCUUCCCUCACAUCACAGCAUAGCAUUGAGUGCGUACUGACGGCGCUUUCGCGACUAUGCUCACGGAGUAGUCCAGACCUUCCCACACCUGACGCGGUAGCGAUCUACAGUCGCCUGUGCGAGACUACACGCUACAUUCUCUUGCUGCAACGCAGUCGCCUGGGUGGACGUUUCCACUUAUUGCUCCAACUUCUCCAACGGCUUCUCUCAUGCCUCUUCAUACCCCAUGCCGGCAGGGAUCAUAUGCUACCCACCUGGCUCAGGUCACCUUCAUCGGCCCCGAUCCAUCUCGCACCGUGGAAUGCAUCCCAAUACGCUCGCAUCCUGUCGAUGCUGUGCUCCCCAACCCAGUCAUCGGUGUCCAAAGCAUAUCAACAUCGAGGCUCCUCCAACACAAAGACGGCUCUCAAUGAUCCCGUCAAAGCAGCCAGGGAAUAUGUAUCUCACUAUAUCUACCCACUGCUCGCAGCUUUCUGCCGCUGUCAGUUGAAUGGCCGACUAGACGCCAGCGUCAGGGAGAAGCUAAUGCCUGGAAUCUGGGAGGCCAUCGGUACGGCGGAAAUGGAUAAGGAUAGCCUGCAGGCGAUGUACCAGGGAUUGGAUAAGAGUAGCAGGGAGAUCUGGAAAGGGCUGUGGGCGGAAUGGAGUAGGUUGCAUGGGCGGGGACAGGGAGUGUAA
Molecule: messenger RNA, 4494 nt
Organism: Westerdykella ornata
Lineage: Eukaryota; Fungi; Ascomycota; Dothideomycetes; Pleosporales; Sporormiaceae
Exons: 2
Coding region: 1-4494 (1497 amino acids)
Biological process (GO): ribosome biogenesis
Cellular component (GO): nucleolus
Source: RefSeq, a predicted model, not a curated record